This is a messenger RNA of Octodon degus (degu), 1619 nucleotides long. Its product is annotated as guanine nucleotide-binding protein G(i) subunit alpha-2. NCBI's taxonomy places the organism in Eukaryota, Metazoa, Chordata, Mammalia, Rodentia, Octodontidae. Gene Ontology annotation, cellular component: heterotrimeric G-protein complex. The record is from RefSeq and is a predicted model, not a curated record. The transcript has a single exon. Gene Ontology annotation, biological process: gamma-aminobutyric acid signaling pathway; adenylate cyclase-modulating G protein-coupled receptor signaling pathway. The coding region runs from base 5 to 1072 and encodes 355 amino acids. Gene Ontology annotation, molecular function: G protein-coupled receptor binding; GTPase activity; GTP binding.
CGGGAUGGGGUGCACCGUGAGCGCCGAAGACAAGGCGGCAGCUGAGUGCUCCAAGAUGAUCGACAAGAACCUGCGGGAGGACGGCGAGAAGGCAGCACAGGGGGUGAACUUGCUUCUGUUAGGUGCUGGCAAGUCAGGAAAGAGCACCAUCGUCAAACAGAUGAAGAUCAUCCGUGAAGAUGGCUAUUCAGAGGAGGAGUGCCGGCAGUACCGGGCGGUUGUCUACAGCAACACCAUCCAGUCCAUCAUGGCCACUGUCAAGGCUAUGAGCAACCUGCAGAUUGACUUUGCUGACCCUCACCGUGCGGAUGACGCCAGGCAGCUGUUUGCACGGUCUUACACUGCUGAGGAGCAAGGCAUGCUUCCUGAGGGCCUUUCCAGAAUUAUCCGGAGGCUCUGGGCUGACCAUGGUGUGCAGGUCUGCUUCAGCUGCUCAAGAGAAUACCAGCUCAACGAUUCAGCUGCCUACUACCUGAAUGACCUGGAGUGGAUUGCACGGAGUGACUACAUGCCUACACAGCAGGAUGUGCUGCAGACCUGUGUGAAGACCACGGGUAUUGUGGAAACACACUUUACCUUCAAGGACCUACACUUCAAGAUGUUUGACAUGGGUGGUCAGCGGUCUGAGCGAAAGAAGUGGAUCCAUUGCUUUGAGGGCAUCACAGCCAUCCUCUUCUGUGUAGCUUUGAGCACUUACGACUUGGUGCUAGCUGAGGAUGAGGAGAUGAACCGCAUGCAUGAGAGCAUGAAGCUGUUUGACAGCAUCUGUAACAACAAAUGGCUCAUGGACAUGCCCAUCAUCCUCUUCCUCAACAAGAAGGACCUGUUUGAGGAAAAGAUCACACACAGCCCACUGACCAUCUGCUUCCCAGAGUACAAAGGAGCCAACAAGUAUGAUGAGGCAGCCAGCUACAUCCAGAGUAAGUUUGAGGACCUGAAUAAACACAAAGACACCGAGGAGAUCUACACACACUUUACGUGUGCCACCGACAUGAAGAACGUGCAGUUUGUGUUUGAUGCCGUCACCGAUGUCAUCAUGAAGAACAACCUGAAGGACUGCGGCCUCCUCUGAGGGGGAGUGGGCCUGGCAGGAUGGGCCACUGCUGACUACUCCGCCAGCCCCUGAGGAAGAUGGGGCCAAGAAGACCACGCUCCCUGCCUGUCCCCCUGGCCGCUUCUCCCCUCUGUCCUCUUUGUUCUCAGCUUUCCUGGUCCUUUCCUCAGCUUCAGACUCAGGGGAGGGGUGGCCACAAGCCUCAGUUUGAAGCCUGCCUCUAUCAGAGUGCCAGGAGUAGCCAUGGUGCCUCUUCCUGGGCAUCUGUUCUAGUUUUUUGAUCGUUGUCUUAUUCUGUGUGGGGGGGGGAGCACAUGCUGAGUCUCCAAGGCCUGUGUCUGGAGGGGCACCCACUUCUCCAGCCUGGACCCCUGGCUUUGCCCAGCACCAGCCCUGACCCAGCCCAAGUCCAAAUGUUUACAGGGAGCCUCCUGCCCUUCCUGCCCCCACUACCACUCAGAGGCCCCAAAGGAAAAAGCACAAGAAGUAUGAGACACCACCAUUCCAGGAGACCACAAGUCCACCUGCUCAUUCUCAUAGCUUUUUAUAAAAAUGAAAGUAAAGG